Messenger RNA from Penicillium alfredii, 1329 nucleotides. Its product is annotated as acid phosphatase PHOa. NCBI's taxonomy places the organism in Eukaryota, Fungi, Ascomycota, Eurotiomycetes, Eurotiales, Aspergillaceae. The transcript is spliced from 3 exons. The record is from RefSeq and is a predicted model, not a curated record. Gene Ontology annotation, biological process: phospholipid catabolic process. Gene Ontology annotation, molecular function: hydrolase activity, acting on ester bonds. The coding region runs from base 1 to 1329 and encodes 442 amino acids.
AUGAAAACUGCGAUCGCACUUCUCGUCGCGGGCGCUGCUCUGGCGCAUGCCCAGACAGCCACUACGUCUGAGCCCCCUCUGAAGGCCAUCAAGGCAGCCGCCGCGACGACCAAGCCCGAGUCUCCCGUCUCGGAUGUCAAGGGUCUCGCAUUUAACCGUUUUUACCAGGUCUGGCUGGAGAACAUUGACUACGAAGAUGCCAGUGCCGACUCCAACAUGAAGUGGCUUGCCACGCAGGGUAUUGAGCUAACCAACUUCUUCGCGGUCACUCACCCUUCGCAGCCUAACUACUGUGCGGCCGCCGGUGGUGACACUUUUGGCAUGGACCAUGACGACUUCAUGCAGGUCCCUGCCAAUGUCUCCACUGUCGCCGACUUGCUUGACACCAAAAACAUCGCGUGGGGCGAGUACAUGGAGCAUAUUCCUUACCCGGGCUUCCAGGGCUUCAACUACUCCAACCAGGAGACCUACAAGAAUGACUACGUACGCAAGCACAACCCUCUGGUGCUCUACGACUCAGUCACGAAGAACGAGACGCGCGCGCGCCAGAUCAAGAACUUCACCGAGUUUGAAUCGGAUCUCGAGCACAAGAAACUCCCGCAGUGGGCGUUCAUUACCCCGAACAUGACCAAUGACGCGCACGACACCAACAUCACUUUCGCCGCCAAGUGGGAGCGCAGCUGGAUAUCGACCUUGCUCAAGGACGACUACUUCAUGAAGGACACCGUGGUCCUGCUCACCUUCGACGAGGACGACACCUACACCAAGACCAACCGGGUCUUCAGUGUGCUGGUGGGUGGUGCCAUCCCGGAAAACCUCAAGGGUACCAAGGACGACACCUUCUAUACCCACUACUCAAGCAUUGCCAGUAUCUCUGCUAACUGGGGCCUGCCUUCGCUGGGUCGCUGGGACUGUGGUGCCAACAUCUUCGAGAUCGUGGCCAACAAGACCGGGUACGUCAACUACGACGUGGACACCACCAACCUGCGUCUCAACCACACCUACCCGGGCCCGCUCUCCAGCGGCGAGUACUCCAAGUUCUCGCCUAUCUGGGCCAACCCGACCACCGACGCCAAGUGCUCUGCGGGCCACGGUGUGCUGGACAUCGUCAAGAAGACCUUCGGCAAGACCACCCCGACCUACAACUACACGACCCCGUACCCAUGGGACGCCAAGAACGACUACAACGUCAAGGUCACCGCUACCCGCAAGUCUAACUCGACCUCGGACAGCAGUGAGACGCCCGCUCACAACGCCGGCGCCACGGUGGUUCCUAGCUUCGCAGUGAUUUCCGGGGCUUUGCUGGCUUCUUUCGUUUACCUUGCCUAA